Molecule: messenger RNA, 2193 nt
Organism: Microstroma glucosiphilum
Lineage: Eukaryota; Fungi; Basidiomycota; Exobasidiomycetes; Microstromatales; Microstromataceae
Exons: 2
Coding region: 418-1902 (494 amino acids)
Biological process (GO): lipid metabolic process
Source: RefSeq, a predicted model, not a curated record
GCAGACAGACAGGCAGACAGGCAAGGAAGGUGGUAAUGCACCAUGGCAAGGGCAGCGUCGAAGCAGAGGCAGAGACGCGGGCGUGGCAUGGCAGCAGCGAUUAGACUUGAUUCCCUCCCAUGGCUGCAGCACCCGAGACAGUGGAGGCAGCACUCAACUCGACUCGGCUUUGGUCCGGCAAAGGUGCCUGGCUGCUCCCCAUUCUCACGUCACUCCUCCCUCCUUCCCCCUCUUCUUCCACCUCGAGCUAUCCGUUUACAUUGAUUGUUCGCUACCAGUUCACACUUUCUUCAAAACAUACCCAAGAGGUGACAGAGUAGUCUGACCCUCCUAUCGCAACCACACCCCUCGCCCAAUACUUCUCGCCGCACCCUUCCAUCUCGCGCGCACGCUCACCUCUAGUCACGAUCUGCAAUCAUGUCGGCCGUUGGUGGAACAGGCUUCUUGGAGAAGUUGAGCAGAGUCGCCGGUGUCAAUCAGCCUACCCACUCUCGCUUCGGUUUCAAGCUCCCUGAAGACCCCAUUAUCGCAACGUUCAAGUCUCUGGGUUUCCGAGUCGCCGAAUAUGAUCUUCCUCCCUACCCCCUCCAGGCUGCCGGGAUCAUCGGCCUGCGCAUGAUGGCCUUCAUGCUCAGCAGUACCGUCCUAGCCUACUUCCUCUACCACUACGUCGCCAAGCGCUCCUAUGUCCUCAACUACGGCUGCAUCGGCGCCAUGGCCGGUAUCCUCCUUCUAUGGCCUGAAGUCGUAGGCCGAUCAGGCGUCAUGCUUCUGGACUUCUGGAGGCCAGCACUGGGUUUCCGAUCUGCUCUCCUCGUGUGGGACAUCUUCCACAUCCGUACCCGCGAAGAGGUCAACAGCUGGAAUCCCGCCAGGUUCUUCUGCCAUCUCUGGGCCUUCCCCAAGGAGGAGCAGGAGAUCGUCGAGAGGGCCGAGAAGGAAGGUUUCACCCGAAAUGCGCGUAUUGAGAACCUAAAGGGAAUGCCAAAGGUGCUCGUCGAGGGUGGUCUGCUGCUCAUGACCCUCUAUUUCAUCCCCCCUGUGGAGCUGACCGUCGGCAUGAGCCGCAUCGCCUACCACGCCUACUGUGACACUCUUGGUCUUUCCAUCCUCAUGGCCUUGGCUCUCUUCGGAGAUGGUCUGCUCAAGUCCAUGGGUGUCAUCACCAACGUUGAAAUGGCCGACAUGUUUGAGAACCCCCUCGGGACAACCAACAUUCGUCUCUUCUGGUCCCACUGGAAUCGUGCUAUCGCCUCUGUCCUACACCGCGUCGUCUUUGGAGGCGGCAAGAGGGCUCAGUCGACUAGGAAGACCAGCAAGAAUCUCCGUGUACAGGAGCUACAGGCAGCACGAAAGCACUAUGACAACCUUUCCGAGACUGAAGUGGAGACUAGCAAGACGGACGAUGAGGAUGAGGGCAAGAACGGUACGAAGCGUGCUCGAGCUAAUGGACUCAAGCCUAUGACUCCCACCAAGGCAGACGGCAAGGGCGCUACUCCCAACGGUGGUCAGCAGCAGCAGCCACCACGCAAGAAGGGUCCCUUCUAUCCCAAGGCCAUUGCAGCCAUUGCCACGUUUGCCAUGUCCGGCAUCUUCCACGAGCACAUCACCCGCAACACCCUCGGUUUCGCCAAUGGUGAAAACUUCGUCUUCUUUGUCCUGAAUGGAGUCGCGACCGUCGUCUCAACUUGGUUCCGAAGAACCUACCCGGAAGCCAAUGCCAAGAUUCCAACAUUCGUAUCGGUAAUCAUGCUCCAUACCUUCUUCUUUGCCAUUGUACCCCUGUUCUGCUCCCCCUUUAUCCGUUCGGGAUUCUUUACACAGAUGGACUCGCUCAAGUAUGAACUACUGCCAUUUGCACCUAGGCCAAGGGGGUCGUUCAUCUACCUCUUUGGAAGCUAGGCAACCACACUCGGAGCAAAGGGAAAGAGAGAGAGGGAGAGGGAGGGAGGGAGAGACGCGGGCAGGUAUGCGAGGGUCAACCGCUCCUUGUUGGGACCCUCCUUCACAGUCAAUUCAGCUCAUCCCUGUAAGACUACUUCUUUCCCCUUUCCUGUUUCCUCCCUCUCUCUCUCUCCCCCUCACAUUCCCGUUCACCUUUUCUCAUGUCCAGAAAAAGAACCCCCCCUCGUCGUACCCUUUUAAUUCUACCCAAAUUUCGAACCGUCCUGUCCUGUCCUGGUCUUUCUCAAC